This is a messenger RNA of Varroa destructor (honeybee mite), 3104 nucleotides long. RefSeq names its product oxysterol-binding protein-related protein 1-like. Lineage: Eukaryota; Metazoa; Arthropoda; Arachnida; Mesostigmata; Varroidae. Gene Ontology annotation, biological process: protein K6-linked ubiquitination. Gene Ontology annotation, cellular component: BRCA1-A complex; BRCA1-BARD1 complex. The record is from RefSeq and is a predicted model, not a curated record. Gene Ontology annotation, molecular function: protein binding; ubiquitin-protein transferase activity.
GUUGAGUGCAAAAAUAUAAAUAGAUAGUAUUUGGAGAUUAGUUAAAAGGAUUUAAUGUCAUUAACGCUGAGGUGAUGUGGGUGCGACUGUUAGGACCUGCUGGCAGGCGACGAUAGUAUAAAAAUUUUUCUUUUUUAAUUUAUCAUAGCGCAGUCAGGUGCAGGUGUUAGUUAAAAAGAACUCGUUAUUUUAGACGGACGUUAAUCCUCUGCAUAAGGUUGGGCCUGAAAGCUUGAAGACUAAUAAGUGACGGACUGUAUUGGAUAGUUAAGUUUUCUUUAAAUAUUACAUUGCUGAGACUUUGUGCCAACAGUGUUCAAGAUUUUUAGGAGUAAAUGUACGACAGCAUAUCGUAAUGAAGACAUGACGUGGAGAAUAGACAGUGAACGCAUGUAUAUGUCUGUAGCAUUAGAAAUCUGUGGUAUAACAGGUGGUGCCCCAUUAUCACCAUUCAAUAAACUACAGCACGUAAAUGCAUAUAGAGCAUAAUACGAUUACGUCGAUUUAAGUGUUGAGGAUAUUCGUCUUUUUUAACCAAAAAUACAACCACGUCACAGCAUUCAAACGACUCAACGAUGUCCGACUUAUGUCGAAGCUGCUCACCUUGCAAAGAAAUAUCUCUAUGCAUAAGAAAGUACUGCGAGUAGUAAAGUGAAAUUUCCUUAGUAACCGCCCUAUCGGAUUUAUCAGAGAUGAGUCUGCCACCUUUUUGAUAAGGUGUUACGAGCUUGCUGGCGCUACGGUCGGCGAUACUUCCGCCAAGUCAAAUUAACGAUUGUAUAGUGUUAUACAAAGUUCGCGAUGACGAAUACGGGAAGUGACAAGUCGUCGAGCAGUACAGAGGUCGAAACGACAGGCGAAGAUCCACAUUUUUCAGAUGGAGCUGAAUUCGAUACUGCAGAGAGCGAUGGUGGAGACUUGAGUGACAUAGAAGAAGAAUUGCUCCAGGCUGCAAGAGCCGGAGAUGUGUAUCGCAUUCAAAAAAUUACCGAGCAGCAUUCGUCCAUAGAUUUGAACUGCAAAGGGCGACACAAAUGGAAUUACCAAUGGACACCACUGCAUCUUGCAGCCUAUUUUGGCCACCUUGAAGCCACCAGGAUCCUUCUACAAAAGGGGGCCACUCCGUCGGCUUCUAACGGUGAAGGGGAUACGCCGUUACACAAGGCUGCUUUGACGGGGAGAGAGCCGUUAGUGAUGUUGCUUUUGACUUACGGUGCUGAUGUGUUCGUCGUGAAUGCUGAGGGAAAUUCGGCCUACGAUGUAGCCUCUGAACUCUACAUUAAAAACGUGCUAACGGCAGCGGAACUCGCGGAUAGGAAACGUAGAGAAGAAAUGUUUUUCCAGGCAGUAAAGGAUGGAGAUGUUGCUGGUAUCCAAAAAUUAUUGAACAGUGGUAGCAAGAGAUCCGUGCUGCCAUCUUCUGAAAUGCUUGGCUACGAUUUAAGUACGUCGAGCCCCAGAAGUCGUCGCGCACGGCUUUCGAAAACUAAUGUACCUGAUGUCAAUUGCGUUGACGCCGUUGGCAAUUCCGCACUGCAUGUCUCUGCUCACAGAGAUCUUCAGGCUGUAGCAGUUCUACUUCUGCAGUGCGGAGCUAACCCCAAUUUGCAAAAUCGACGAGGGUUGAUACCCGCGGAUUUAGCUCGGUCUGAGCAGAUGGCCAGAAUACUCAAAGUGGCUCCUAUCCGUGAAAUUAAGAACUCAGUGUCUCGUUUUGAAGGACCCAUCAUUCGAAAGAAACGUUUUUUUGGGACACAGGCAGUUUGGGCAGUUGUCGAUCGUGGAGUUCUUUCAUUCUUCCGGAAUCGUGCCGACGCAUCAAUUGGCUCGCGUCGAAAGAGAUUUCAUUAUUUGGAAGGUGCUGUCGUUUUGGCGGAUUCUCGUGAUGAACGUUGCUUGACUGUGGUGAGUGCGAAUGGCUCCUCGGAAAACCUAUCGGCAGCGACGGCGUUAGAGAGAGGUCGUUGGGUCCGCGCUCUCAAGGAGCACGCCACCUUCGGACCGAUGCAUGCUGUAAACGACCAAAAUGGAUUAACUUUUUUGGAUAAUAAUGAUCAAAUUCCACUCCUAGGAUUUGUACAGAACGCCCUUAUGACGGCUCAGGCCCAGCAAAGCAUCUUAGCCAGUGAAGUGGCGGAGGCCGCCCGAUUACAUACAUCAUUCCUGGCCACGUCCUCGAAAGAAGGAGAAUUCAGUGUUCGUGCACAGAACGUCUCUCUCCUCCUUCGAGCCCAAUUGGCUCGAGUAUCUGAAUCUGGCCACAAUUUUCUGUCGUGCCUCGAAACCUGCCUAUUACUUAUGAAGCAGCAUGAGGAGACAAAAACUAUACUUUUUGCUCAAGAAAUUGAAAAAAAUCGUAUAUUACGAGAAACUCUAGCAGCGUUUGUUGACGACGCGUAUGAGCCAUCCUCUCUUAAGUCAGAAGAACAGCAGGACAUUUCUGCUGAUGGAACUUUAAACGAAGAAAAGAAGCUUUAUAUUCAGAAAUCGGAACAGCAAUAGGCACCUGUGACCGAUAGCGUAGGAGCAUUAUAGCACACUCGUAGUGCAUGACAGCAGGUUCACAAAAAAAAGCAAAGGCCAAAAACAGGAUUCACGAGAGCAGAACCGUUGGACCGUUAGUUCCGUAUAUAAGGUGCACAAGAAACUCUCUCAUAAAAUAUAUUUUUGUGAAAUAACCAUUUCUCGAAUUUCAUUUAUUACUGGUUAUAUAUGCAAUUAAAAUGGAGCAGAAGAGUUUUAAAAAUAUGAUAUGUACACUUAUUUCCGCAUCGAAAUUAUGUAGUUUCUGAUUUAGUAUACAGGUGGAUACAGGUAUUGUUCCGCGCCUAAUAUAUAAACAAGUUGCUCAUAUUUAAAGUAACCUUUCUUUGAGUUGAUCAUUAGCCAACCUUGUACCCAUAAUUUUAGUGCUGGUUCCCUUAGUCGAAAUAUGAAUAGAGGGGAAUUGUACGUAAAGAGCAAAAAAAAAAACGUAAAAAAUAUGUUUUAACAAUGUAUGACAAAACCUUUUUUCGAUUUCAUAGUCACCGUUCUGCUAAGAGAAUUUCGUAGUUUAGUAAAUGUACCUAAGAUUAAUAAACGAUUUCUAAUCAUUUGUGUGA